CUCCAACAAGGAAGAGGUUCAAUUUCUCAUAUGGCAAGAAGAACCACUUUCACGGAGGGAAUGGUACGUAGAAGAUGGAAAUAAACCAAAGCUAGACUGAGCAGAAGCUGCUGUUGUUGCUCCUUAAUAUAAGGAAUUAAGUAUACCACAUACCACAAUAAAAGAUGUACCAACAGACGGCACACCACGACGACGAGCAUGCCCGCGAAAACCGCCCGGGGUGGAUCAUCGUCACGGUCACGCGCCUGCUGCUGCAGCUCGCAGCUUGCGCUGUGCAGUAUGCCGUGAUUCACCUGUUGUUUCUUUCCAAAGCCGGCCAGGACGUGCAGAAAAACAAGAUGGACAGAUUCUUCUAUUACGGCACCGCGGUCGCGGUUUGGGUCACCGCGCCCAUCGUCUGCCUGAUCGCGCACAACGCACACCAGAUCCGUUGUUGUUUCUUGCUGAAGCUGCUGACCGCGAUGAUGGCGGCCCUCGCCGUGGCCUACGAGACGGAGUGGCUCGGCACUUGCUUGAAAGACGCGAUCAACAGUAUGGGGGCGUCAACGUUGUAUUUGCCUCAGACCGUAAAAAAAAUUCUGCGCGCAUUUUUUCGCGGCGCAAAGCUAGUAAACCUGUGCACGCUAGUGAGGGGCUGACUUGAACGCGGUUUGUUUUACCUAGCUUGUCAGCAACAGUGCUCUAGUAGGUAAGUGGGUAUUGACGCGAAGGAGGGCGGGGCGCUGGGGGUUCUUCUGUGGCUGAUGUUUUCACCUAGAAAACGCCGGGCGCGCGCAAUAUUUUGCUCCGUUUUCCGGAUUCGAUUGCUCUCUCCGUGCAGCUAUUUGCCGCUAUGGCCUGGGUCAGCGUGUGAGGCUGGAAACGCCCCGCGAGAUGUCUACACAGGCCCCGGCCUCGUCGUCUCUAGCAGGCACCACGCACACACGUUGGCCGCGAAGGCCCUUCCGGAGCCCUUCCAAAAAGGGGGGGCCGGAGGGGUGCCCGGAACCCUAAAAAAAAGCCUAUUGCUUUUUCUUCGAAUCACGAUGGUGCUACCCCUCCCCAAAAGGGGCCCCGGAACCCCUCUGGGAACCCUUCCCGAAAGGCUCUCGGGCUUUUCGCAUUUUGCCGAAAAAGCCGCAAAGGCAAAAUGCGCGCGCGCCUGCCGGUACACGCGUGCACAGCUGCGCGACAUUAGAAACAAGGGGAGGCGCAGCCGCGGCCGGUUCCGUUUGCGCCCUCGACUCCGACCGACUUGCACAGAGUGAGGCCCAUUGUCUAGCGGCUGGACUGCAAGAGGACCUGCUGCAGCACCUCCAGGCUGCAGGGGCGCUCCGAGGCAAGUCCGCGGAGCAGCAGCGCCGGAUAGCUCCGUCUUUAGGCACUGAGAAGCGCUGCGAAUAGGCUAGCUAGUUCAUUAGGUGUGCAACAUAGUGGGGGGCUAUACGUGUGCAAUAUGAUGGAUAUCAAAUACAAAAAAAGGCGCGCGGAAAAUUUUUUACAGCUUGAGGCAAAUACAAGUUUGAAGGACGCGAUCAACACGGAGCGAAUGAAGGCGGCGAUCGUUGCGAAACACAAACUGGAGGACGCCGGGGCAUCGGUUUUCAACGCGACCCGGCCCUUCGAGAUUUUCACAAUCAUUUUGGAAAUCUUGACCAUCAUCCAGAUCACGGUCGCCGCAAACUGCGGGUACCGCGACAAAAUCCACGAUCUGCGGAUAUGACAGUGCACAACUCCCCCUCCCCCUCAUUUCUAUAGCAUGAACGGCAAGACAAGCAUCAGCAAGAAUGCGGGUUUUGCAUGACAAAUUUACGACUGGAUUGUAGUGCUAUUUUGGUCACCUUCACCAGAACUUGUCAUGCAAAUAGUGCCAUAAGGCAGCGACUGUAUUCGGGCUUUAGCUGCGCAGUCUGUUAAGCAUGACAAAUGAGGGGGAGGAGCAGGAGUUGUGCAGUCUCAUAGCGGAAACACGACGGGUACAAGGGGGUGUACGUUUCCGGUGCGCAACCGAAGCACGGGUUUAAUCCGAUCUUGUACUACGGGGGAAAUGAAUAUGGAUGUGUCAGAGUGGCAAUCGACAAAGUUGAAAUAACUUGUAAUGCAUAAAAUCGAUGCCAGUUACAAGCCCAAUUUCUAAGCGGCGCAUGACAAAUUUGAGUAGAGCCGAAAUCCAGUUUGUAAUGCUGUUUGGGUAAGGGAGAAGCCUUUUUCCAUGCUACUUUAGCAGCUCUAUUUCUCCCCCGAAACAGGCUCACGAUCUGCCUCCCUUGCCUAUUCUGCAAGACAGGCAUUUUCUGCGUUGCAUUUUAUGCAUGACAAACUAUUUCAACUUUGACGAUUUCAAAACUGACACUCCCAUAAUGGAAAUCUGGAUGAAUUUUCAGACUCGGAUGACGAGUAUGAGGAAGACGAACCGCAGGAAGUCAAGAUUCUGAUCAAUAAGAACACGAUAGCGAAGAAGAAUCUGAGUCAACACCAAGGAGCUCCUGCUCGGGUAGAACUUCUUGCACAACACCAGAACAUCCACUCGGAAGAUGUUGUUGAUCCAGCUGAUCAUGCGCUGAAAACCUGCAGCACCGGGGGCAUGCCGAUAGCGCGCGCCGCACCGAAAAAGACGGUCUCGUUUGCAAGGAGGAUUGCGUCGUGGAGCAAGGUGCGUCCAGAUGAGGAGGUUGACCCUGCCUUGCUAGUCAGUCCGGAGCUGUGAAGCGGAGACAGGGUCGUGGUCGAGUUCUUCUCCAAGUAGUGGUAAGAAGAGUUAUGGUUCAAGGACAACAGCUGGCUCGUAUUUUUCAGCCCGGACUUAGCUUGCUUCUAAGAAAUUAACGUGACUGUACAGUAGAGCUGCCGCAAGACAGAGGCAAUCAAUCGAGGUUGCCAGCUGACUACAGGCAAUCAAAUUCCGAAAAUCUCUUGUUGCACUCGCUGAAGAAAUUAAGUUGUGUCUGACAACAAUGUCUAUCUAUGGCCUGUAUUCUAAUGUUUGUGUUUUUGAAAAGUUUUCAGCAAACAAAUUCUGUAAGUUCACCUUCAUCACGCACCGCCUUGGUAACAUCUUUUUGCGAAAUUAGGAAGGAAAUUAGAAGCUUGUACAUAGUUGUCACUUCUGGCAUUGACGGUCUCGGCAGCCAAGAAAUCAUAAUCAAACUGUAACUCUAAUCUUUGCUGGCGUGAUUUGAUCCAUUGAAAUUGGUAUACGAAAAACUACAACUACUUGUCGCGGCGCAAAACGGUUUUGAGCGAUAUCGAGCGUCAAGAUUUUGAAGGAGUUUCCUGAUGCUCGCACCCAUGUUCCUCAUCAGAAAAGACGAUAUAGCGUUUUAGUCGUGCUUACGAAUAUCGCUUCUCGUUCAACGAAAAAUAUAUACAAGUCGGUUUGAGGUCGUACAAAGCCAAUGACUCUGUGGCCAGGUUUUUUCGUACUUAACGGAGGAUUUUUCGUGCAACAAAAGCAGACAGAGAGCUGAAAAAAAGACCACCCAACUAUGCGGAGGUUAAAGCAGUGUCAAAAAAUCGGCAGUACCAACAUGAACAAAGCUGCGUAUCUAUGAACCACCAUGUUCAUCAGUAACAGUAUCACACCAGAAGUUGCAACGAAUAAACCACUUGAAAAUAAAACCACG
This is a messenger RNA of Amoebophrya sp. A120, 3602 nucleotides long. The record is from the annotation of a GenBank genome assembly. NCBI's taxonomy places the organism in Eukaryota, Dinophyceae, Syndiniales, Amoebophryaceae.